This is a messenger RNA of Phyllopteryx taeniolatus (common seadragon), 2336 nucleotides long. It is a transcript of the gene srpk1a, whose product is annotated as SRSF protein kinase 1a. NCBI's taxonomy places the organism in Eukaryota, Metazoa, Chordata, Actinopteri, Syngnathiformes, Syngnathidae. The record is from RefSeq and is a predicted model, not a curated record. The transcript has 16 exons. Gene Ontology annotation, molecular function: ATP binding; protein kinase activity. Gene Ontology annotation, biological process: regulation of mRNA processing; spliceosomal complex assembly; protein phosphorylation. The coding region runs from base 124 to 1998 and encodes 624 amino acids.
CAAUCGUGUGCUUAGCGCAUGCGCACCAGCUGAGCUCCCUCUCAUCCAAUGCGCACACACAGAAACUUCGCUCACAGGCGGUGUAGCUAACAGCUAAGCUAAGCUACGGUUGCUGCAUACAACAUGGAGAGAAAAGUUUUGGCUCUUCAGGCAAGGAAAAAGAGAAGCAAAGCCAAGAAGACCUGCAAAAAGCAGCCGGCGAAUCCCAGCAGUCGUCAGCAGGCCCAAAAUGAAGCGUCGCCUCGGGAACCUGAAGAACCCGAGGAGAUUCUGGGUUCUGAUGAUGAAGAGCAGGAGGAUCCCAACGACUAUUGCAAAGGGGGCUACCAUCAUGUAAAAGUAGGCGACCUUUACAAUGGAAAGUAUCAUGUCAUUAGGAAACUGGGAUGGGGACACUUCUCGACCGUGUGGCUCGCCUGGGACAUCCAGAUGAAGAGGUUUGUUGCAAUGAAGGUGGUCAAGAGUGCAGAACACUACACAGAAACAGCUGUGGACGAAAUCAAGCUUCUCAAGUCUGUGAGAAACUCAGACCCUGAUGAUCCCAAACGCGAAAUGGUGGUUCAGAUGUUGGAUGACUUUAAGAUCUCUGGUGUCAAUGGAACCCAUGUCUGCAUGGUAUUUGAGGUUUUGGGGCAUCACUUAUUAAAGUGGAUCAUCAAAUCAAAUUACCAGGGUUUGCCCCUACCCUGUGUAAAGAGCAUUAUUAGACAGGUUCUCCAAGGCCUCGACUACUUGCACACAAAGUGUCAGAUCAUCCACACAGACAUCAAGCCGGAGAAUAUCCUGAUGAGUGUCGAAGAGCCUUAUGUUCGGAAACUGGCGGCAGAAGCCACGGAAUGGCAGCGGGCAGGAGCGCCACCUCCCUCAGGCUCAGCAAUUAGCACCGCACCUGCUCCAAAACAGACUGUAAAAAUGUCCAAAAACAAGAAGAAGAAACUAAAAAAGAAGCAAAAGCGACAGGCGGCGUUGCUGGAAAAGUGCAUCAUGGACCUGGAGGAGAUGGAGAAGAUCACAGAGGUGCGGGAUGAAGACGACGAGGAUGUCGACGAGGAGCCAGAGUCUCCGAAAGGCCGGGCCUGUGCUCCUCUGAGGCAGAUGUCUCUGAAGGAUGUGGGGAAUCAAGACGCACAAGAGAGUGGCAUGAAUGCAGAUGGGCUGUCCGAGCUGAGCUGUAACGGACACACGGAAGCGGAGCAGAGAUUGCCCAGGUGGAGAGAGGAAGACCAACAUAAUGGCAACGCUGAAGAGAAGAAACACAACUCCAUCUGCAACGGUUUGGAUUGUGCCGACCUCAGGGAGGAGCUGCACGCUGAGAUCGAAGAAGCGGCUCACUGCAGCGGCUUGUCUGCCAGCCACUUUUCUGCCGGGCUGGAGAAGGGGUUGGAAGAGAGCAUUUGUCGAGAGCAAGGAGAAGAUGGAAGCGAGGAAAAUCUGCAAAAUGGCAAGCAAACGGCAGGAUCCCUGCUCGUCAACCCCCUUGAGCCAAUCAAUGCGGACAAGAUCAAGGUUAAGAUUGCAGACCUGGGAAAUGCCUGCUGGGUGAACAAGCACUUUACCGAAGACAUCCAGACACGACAGUACCGCUCCUUAGAGGUACUCAUCGGCGCAGGGUACAGCACACCUGCAGAUAUCUGGAGCGCAGCCUGCAUGGCCUUUGAACUCGCCACAGGAGACUACUUGUUUGAACCACACACUGGUGAAGAUUAUUCCAGGGAUGAAGACCAUAUAGCGCUGAUCAUUGAGCUGUUGGGGAGUGUCCCACGCAAACUCAUAAUGAACGGAAAAUAUUCGAAGGAUUUUUUCACCAAGAAAGGGGACCUGAAACACAUCACCAAGUUGAAGCCGUGGGGGUUGCUGGAGGUGCUGGUGGACAAGUACGAGUGGCCUCGCCAAGAGGCCGAGUGCUUUGCCGACUUCCUGCUUCCCAUGCUGGAGCUGGUCCCCGACAAGAGAGCCACGGCGGCCGAGUGCCUGCGCCACCCCUGGCUGACCCUCUAGUAGACCUCUCUUCCCUUCCACUCUCUCCGGAGAAUGCAACAGAUCACUUUCCAGUUUGGGCAUAUCAUAUGAAUAUUUAUUUCUCUCGUCGUUCUUUGGUUAUCGUAUUUGUCGGUUCUCUCAGCGCAGUGGGGAUGUUCCUCGGUCGGCUUCAACUGCUGUACCGACCUAGCGAACCGUUCUUGUUCCCCUAGUGACUCUUCCUUGUUUGUUCUACUUCUGCACUAGAACCACCCCAAACAAACCAAGGAUAUGUAGCCAUGUCCCCACAAGUUCAUUAGUGCUGUCUCUUUCUUUUUAACUGGGUCUUUUAUUUUCUAUUAAACCUGUAUGAUAUA